Molecule: messenger RNA, 674 nt
Organism: Parasteatoda tepidariorum (common house spider)
Lineage: Eukaryota; Metazoa; Arthropoda; Arachnida; Araneae; Theridiidae
Source: RefSeq, a predicted model, not a curated record
UAAAGAAGAAGGGAAAAAACUAUGUUAAAUUUCAUCACUAACUUCUUAAAAUAAAUCGAAUUACCUGACAACAAUUUCUUAGUUAACAUUGUAAUUUACUGCAAUAUAGAGUUGAAAUAUUCCAUUAUAAUUAAGUCUGGAUGUAGUUGAUGUCUUUAACCAUGGAGUAUCACAUGCAAAUGACAUUAAGGUUACAUCAAUUGAUGCGAUUCCAUAUCGAUGAAUUAAAUGCAAUGUUUAACGCUAAUAAAGAUCUGUCCUUCAUGGAUCCUGAUCGAGCACAUCAGCAAGUUUUACUGUCUUUCAGUCAAUGCUAUCAUGCAUUAUAUUUACUACAGCAGAAAAUAAAAAUUCUCCAUGAUCAGAUGGAACGGAUUAAAGGAACUACACAAAAUUUACAUUCAAAGUUUAUAUUUCAUCCCGCCAAUCACAAACCAUCGAUGCACAGCUCAUUUGCAUCAAAUUCGUUUCCACCGCUCUGCAUUUUCCCACCAGGCACACCUGAAUCUUUGAAUUCACCAGCUCGAUGUGCAUUUUCUUUUGAACCAAUUUGUCUUUCUGAAGAAUCUCUGUCCUAUAGAUCGCCGUCACUAAAAAUAGAAGAAAGUAGCGAUGAACGAUACAAUGACCAGAAUCCUCUCUUCAAAGAAAACAAGAUGAUAGCAAAGGUAUGA